AUUUAUUUUUGUUUCAGAUAAAUUGUGUUGUAUGUUUGCUUAUGUUUCUCAGUAUUGUAUCUUACUUAUUGUAUUAAAAGAUUAAGCAGUAACAUGGCGCUUAAGGCUCUUAUUGGAGAACGCAUCAUGAACGAUGUGGUGAGACAAGUGAAAACUAAAUCAAAGUGGAAAAUUCUUGUUCUGGACCGUUUAAGUGUCAGAAUCAUUUCAUCCUGCUGUAAAAUGAAAGAUAUAAUAGAUGAGGGUAUAACAUUGGUUGAAGACCUUACAAAAACAAGGCAGCCAAUGCCAGCAUUUGAAGUCGUAUACUUCGUCACUCCAUGCAAGGAUUCAGUCGAACAUAUCAUAGAUGACUUUGUGGAUGACAGGAAAUAUAAACACGUCCAUAUUUUCUUCACUGAUUCAUGCUCAGACCCACUGUUCAAGAUGCUGUGCCAAUCCAAUGUAUCUAAGUACAUUAAGUCGCUCAAGGAAGUAAACAUAGCAUUUCUACCAUAUGAGUCUCAGGUCUUUACACUGGACUGCCCUGAUUCGUUUGAAGCUAUAUACAGUCCCGGCCACACGGAUAAGAGAGACAAAUGCAUGGAGAGAGUCGCUGAACAACUUUCAACAUUAUGUGCUGUGUUGGGAGAAUACCCUUCUAUUAGAUACAGACAAGAAGGAGAAAAGUCGUUGCUGCUCGCACAAUUACUUCAAAGCAAACUGGAUGGUUUUAAAGCUGAUAAACCAGACAUGGGAGAAGGACCAGAUAAAUCCCGCUCACAGUUGAUAAUAUUAGACCGAGGGUUUGACCCGGUAUCGGUGCUUGUGCAUGAACUCACAUACCAAGCAAUGGUGCAGGACCUGCUGCCAAUAUCUAAUGAUGUUUAUAAAUAUGAGAACCAACAGCAACCAGGACAGCCAGAGAAACAAGUUCUACUUGACGAGGACGACGAUUUAUGGGUGUCGCUCCGCCAUGAACAUAUUGCCGUUGUUUCACAGAAAGUGACGUCCCAUUUGAAGUCAUUUGCGAAGGAGAAGAGAAUGGACAGUGGGGAGAAAACAACCAUGCGCGAUCUGUCUAAUAUGCUUAAGAAGAUGCCGCAGUAUCAAAAAGAACUCAGCAAAUACUCUACACAUUUACACAUGGCAGAAGACUGUAUGAAGCAAUAUACAGACCGUGUCGAUAAGCUAUGUAAAGUGGAACAGGACCUGGUUAUGGGAACGGACGCUAAGGGAAACCAUAUUAAAGAACCCAUGAAAAGUGUGGUCCAUAUUCUACUGGAUAAAGAUGUACAGCCGUUCGAUAAAAUAAGGAUCAUUCUGCUGUACAUUGUGCUUAAAAAUGGGAUUCCUGAAGAAAACUUGAAGAAACUGAUCCACCAUGCUGAAAUAUCGGAAGCUGAUCAAGCGUCCAUCAGAAACUUCAACCAUCUUGGGGUCACCAUAGUAAAUAAUGAGAACCGCAAGAAAAGUGGACCGAAGUUGGAGAGACGUGAGCAUGAGGCAACGUACCAGUUAUCACGUUGGGUUCCUAUUAUAAAAGACAUCAUGGAAAUGGCAAUUGAUGAUAAAUUAGACCAACGGUUGUUCCCAUUUCUUUCUGGGAGAGGAUCCGGUUCUGGGAGUACCAGUGUGAAGAGUGCUCGAUACCAUUGGCACAAAGACAAAGGACCAUCGGAUUACAAAUCUGGUCCUCGUCUCAUUAUAUUUGUUAUCGGAGGAAUGUCGUGCUCCGAGAUGAGAACCGCUUAUGAGGUCACAAAGAGACUCCGAGACAAAGGAGACAAAUGGGAGGUUCUGAUUGGUUCCACUCACUUCUGGCAGCCGAACGAAUUAUUGGCAGAAGUAGCGAGUCUUACUGAAGGACAAUGACGCGAUGGGUCGCUGGUAGCCGGGUUACCGUCCGCUCUUCGUAGGAGUUUACGAAGACUUUCAAUCUCUAAGAAAAAAAAGGGCAAUGACAUCAUACAGCCUAUUAUGACAUCAGCAAACACGAACAACAACAAUCGUGUUAGAUACGGUUCUACUUCUUCAAGUUUGAAACACGACCAGGUUAAAUUAAAUCUGGAAACAGUGGAGAAUAGGGGAAGGUCUUCUUCUAAAAGGACUCCACGAUCCAGGUCAAGUUCUCGUGGUCGUAAAAAUCGUAUGAUGUCAGAAUUUAGCUCUUUAGAGCCAUCUAGCGGACACGAAAACCCAGCUUUCAGCGGCACUCAACAAUAAUGUUACUUUUACGAAACAUCUGUGCAAAAAUGAGAGUUAAAUAAUUUUUAACACGAUAUAUUUAUUUACAUGUCAUUUUUUUGUGAUUUUUCAUUAUUUUCUCUUUAAAGCAAUAUAAAAGUCUUCCGUUUAAAACUUUUUCUGAAGUUCCUAGCGAAAAAAAAAAGAAAAAAGUGAUUUUAAUGUUUCUGUUUAUUUUUUCUCUAGAUCAAAUCAAAGUUGUGUAUUUUAUUGAUGUUCUGUCGAAGUUAAUCAUUCCAUCGUUACUGUUAAUAUAAAGAUAACAAUAAUAUC
This is a messenger RNA of Ciona intestinalis (vase tunicate), 2499 nucleotides long. The record is from RefSeq and is a predicted model, not a curated record. NCBI's taxonomy places the organism in Eukaryota, Metazoa, Chordata, Ascidiacea, Phlebobranchia, Cionidae.